CCCUGCCGCGCGCCCGCCACAGAGCUGCAGUCCUCCGGGCGGCCUAGAGGGGCGCGCCGCUCUCACUUCCGGCGCGCGCGGCCAGAGGCCGAUCUGCUCCCCUCCUGGGGUCGGUCCCCGCAGCCCGCGGAGCGAAGGAACUUCUGCUGCCAGUGUCCUUGUCCCCACGGUGAAACAGAGCCACCCCCCGCCUCUGCAGGAGACCUUCCAACACUAGCAGCAUUGUCCAUCUCAGGAGCUCUUUGGAGAACUGGAAUUCAGAAAGAAUCUCUCAGACACUAGACGUCCAUCCCCUCCCCGCUUCAACUAGGCAGCCUCUUCAGACUAUCUCUGCCCAGAAUGGCAGGAAAGUCGGCAGCCUUGGUCUACCAUGCUCCAAAAGAGCAGGAAGGACUCAUAAUUGUGAAGGUCGAAGAAGAAAAUUAUGUUUGGGGGCAGGACUUUGGCCUUCAGGGCAAUGCCUAUAGUCAGGAGGCCUUCCGCCAGCGGUUCAGGCAGUUCGGUUACUCUGACUCCGCGGGGCCCCGGGAGGCUCUGAACCGGCUCCGUGAGCUGUGCUGUCAGUGGCUGAGGCCAGAGGUGCAUAGCAAGGAGCAGAUCCUGGAGCUGCUGGUGCUGGAGCAGUUCCUGAGCAUCCUGCCAGAGGAGCUGCAGACCUGGCUUCGAGAGAACCAACCAGGGAGUGGAGAGGAAGCCGUGGUGAUGCUGGAGGAGUUGGAGAAAGAGCUUGACGAACCAAGGCAACAGGACACAGCUCAUGGCCAAGGAAUGAUCUGGAAGGAAAUGACAUCUGUGGAAGCACUGAAGUCGCUGAGUAUCCAGCUCGAGCCCUUGGAGAACCAGGGCAAGAAUGAGAUUCAGGAGCCCCAGGGUUACUGUGAGAGAGAUGGCAAGCUGGUGGCUGACAAAUUGUUGACAGCAAAGCAAGAAAUUAUUGAAUGUGUGGCAUCAGCAGCCAUGAUAUCCUCAAGACGACUCCCUGGGGAAACUCCUUCAGGACAGGUAGUUGAAGAAGCUUUGGGAGGUCUGGACAAUUUUGAGAAGCCAAAAGGAAGUGCUUCAGGGGACAAAAUGAGUCAGCUCCCUUCCCAGGAAAGACAUUUUAGCCUGACAAGCUUCAACAAGGAAAUCUCCACAGAAGAGAGUGUCCUGGAAUGUAAUGAAGGUGAAGGAAGUCUCAGUCUGAACUCAAAUGUUAUAACACAACCGAGAAUUCACGCUGGGGGAAAGCUCUAUGAGUGCUUCGACUGUGGGAAAGCCUUUUGCCAGAGCUCAAAGCUGAUUAGACAUCAGAGAACUCAUACUGGAGAGAGACCUUAUGCAUGUAAAGAAUGUGGCAAAGCCUUUAGUCUGAGCUCAGACCUUGUUAGACAUCAGAGAAUUCAUAGUGGUGAAAAACCCUACGAAUGUUGUGAAUGUAGAAAAGCUUUCAGGGGCAGCUCAGAGCUCAUCCGGCAUCGGAGAAUUCACACUGGAGAGAAACCUUAUGAAUGUGGUGAAUGUGGGAGAGCUUUCAGCCGGAGCUCAGCCCUUAUUCAGCAUAAGAAAAUUCACACUGGAGACAAAGGCUAUGAAUGUAUUGAAUGUGGUAAGGCUUUUGGUAGAAGCUCUAUCCUUACUGAACAUCAAAGAAUUCAUACUGGAGAGAAACCUUAUGAAUGUAAUGAAUGUGGAAAAUCCUUCAAUCAGAGCUCAGCCCUCACCCAGCACCAGAGAAUCCACACUGGAGAAAAGCCUUAUGAAUGUAGUGAAUGUAAGAAAACAUUUAGGCAUAGAUCAGGCCUUAUGCAGCAUCAGAGAACUCACACCAGAGUUUAACUCUUUGGGUAAGAGUUGUACAACUAUGAAAUACUAGGAAUUCACUUUGGGGGUGAAUAAUGGGAUAUGUAUAUAUGAUAUAUAUGUGAUAUAUGAUAUAUAUAUAUGGUUCUGUUGAAAUGCAUGUAUGGCAGGGGAGUACCUAGCCUGGUCCAUGAGUCACUAAAGGCUUCCUGGAUGUGAUGAAAUCUCAGUUGAGGCAUAAAACAUGGGUAGAAGUUAGCCAGACCAAGGCAAGAAGGAAGAGAAGAAUGUUACAGGCAGAGGUUAUAGCACAUGCAAUGGCAUGAACAGAGGAUCUGGAGACAUCCCUUCCUCUGAACUCUUCUCUCUGGCAGGAAUUUUUUCUUGGGGGCCCCUGGUUCAGAAGCCAGGGUAGGUGUUUGUUCCUCUCUUCCUAUUUAGUCACUGAGUUGGGUGGCCUAUCCCAGUUCUCUUGGAGUACUUAGGAGAAUUAGUGAUGGAAGACUUUGCUGCGUUGUAUGGAAAAAGGCAUGUUUGUACACCAAGGAAAGAAUACAUGUUGGAGGCUAGAGGGACAGUGGGGACUGAAGUGCUUGUGUCCCAUGACCCUGGGGCCCAGGAAAUGGCAAGCUGACAGGAACACGGGAAUGGGAGGUCUGCCUUCCUCAUUCCCUGUUCCCUCCUCUCAUCACCAGACUCACAGAUGCUAAGCUACGUGAGGGCCAUGAAUAUUUGUUGAAUAUUCCUCAAAACUCUACUUCUCCAAUUUUUAUUUUGGCAGUUUUAAUUAACUCACAAUUGCUGAGGGCAGUUAAUACCUAAGAGGAAGUUUGAGUCCUCUUCUAAGAUGUCCUGAUUUCCCUUCCUGAUACUGUCACUUCUGAAGAAGAUGUGAUAAUCAAAGCUGUUGUGGGUAAUAGGAGAGGUGAAAUUAGGGAGACAGUUUUUGUGUCCAGAGGUUGUAGGAUUAUUAGUGAGGCCAGUCAGAAGUCUUAAAAGAUCCUUCAAAUGGAUAGAGAGUUGCCUUUUCCUAUGGGUGACAAUCAAAUGAUUUCAUGUUUUUAAUACCACUUAAUGUUUUUUUAACUGAUUGUGAAUUAAUUGUAAAUGUUGAUAGUACAGAAAAUGAGAAAGUAUAAAUCACCCACGAUCCCACUAUCCAUAGAAACUUUCUUAACAUUUUGGAGUACUUCUAGAUUUUUUUUUUACCCCCCAUCCCUAAUAUACGUGUACUUUUUUUGGUGAAAAUCUUGUUUGGUAAAUCAUUUUUAGUAACUGAUUUUAACACUUAUACUUUUGAU
Molecule: messenger RNA, 3083 nt
Organism: Globicephala melas (long-finned pilot whale)
Lineage: Eukaryota; Metazoa; Chordata; Mammalia; Artiodactyla; Delphinidae
Product: zinc finger and SCAN domain-containing protein 30
Source: RefSeq, a predicted model, not a curated record